GAUCAGAGUCUAGGUGUCCUGAAAGGGAAGAUUUGGGAGAAAUCAUGGCCAGUGGUGGCCCAAGUUUCCAGCGUGAGAAGCAGAGACCACAGCCUAGCUGCUCAGGGUGCCCCCAGGAGGUGAGAGUAGUUGAAGUCAUCCCAGGACCAUCAGGCCCCUGUGCAGAGGGCAGAGCCCUGCCUCAAUCCUCUGGCCGGAAGAGGAAGAGGGAGUGGCCCACAGAGGAGGGGACAGAGGAGGAGCCUGCCCCUGGGGCUCAGGACCUCUGGGCCGUGGAGACUCUGUGCGGGCUCAAGAUGAAGUUGAAGAGGCAGCGGGUGUCUUCAGUGCGACCUGAGCACCAUCAGGCCUUCACCAGGCUGCUGGAGGAUCCUGUCAUUAAAAGAUUCCUGGCCUGGGACACAAAUCUGAGGCUCUCGGACAAGUAUCUCCUGUCUGUGGUGGUAGCUUACUUCAGCCGCGUGGGCCUCUUCCCCUGGCAGUACCAGCGGAUGCAUUUCUUCCUGGCCCUCUACCUGGCCCUGGACAUUGAAGAGGAUUAUGAGGACCCUAAAGAGGACAUCUUGUUCUUCCUCUUUGGGAAGAACAACUGCUCCCUGCGCCCCUUGUUCCACAAACUGCGAUUCCAGUUCUUCUGUGCCAUGGGCUGGAGGGCGAGGGUCACGCGAGAAGAGUGCGAAGAGAUCCAGGCUUUUGAUCCAGAGCUCUGGGUGUGGGGGCGAGAUCGCACCCUCCUUUCCGAGAACACCGAGCCUAAGGAAUGCCAACCAUAGGGACUUUCUGCAACAAAGUCCAUGUCUAACAACAGGAUAUCAGGUGGAACGGUCUCUAUAUCCAAAGAUCAAUACAUAAAUCCUGACUAGCUAUGUUUUCAUCCAAGUUUACGUGCAAACAAAUCGCCUAUGGCCAGAUCAC
This is a messenger RNA of Eptesicus fuscus (big brown bat), 915 nucleotides long. Its product is annotated as speedy protein E4-like. The transcript has 7 exons. Gene Ontology annotation, biological process: positive regulation of cyclin-dependent protein serine/threonine kinase activity. Bases 45 to 773 code for a protein of 242 amino acids. Gene Ontology annotation, molecular function: protein kinase binding. The record is from RefSeq and is a predicted model, not a curated record. Lineage: Eukaryota; Metazoa; Chordata; Mammalia; Chiroptera; Vespertilionidae.